This is a messenger RNA of Synchytrium microbalum, 2835 nucleotides long. RefSeq lists its product as uncharacterized. Bases 1 to 2835 code for a protein of 944 amino acids. NCBI's taxonomy places the organism in Eukaryota, Fungi, Chytridiomycota, Chytridiomycetes, Synchytriales, Synchytriaceae. Gene Ontology annotation, cellular component: nuclear pore. The record is from RefSeq and is a predicted model, not a curated record. The transcript is spliced from 5 exons. Gene Ontology annotation, biological process: protein import into nucleus; poly(A)+ mRNA export from nucleus. Gene Ontology annotation, molecular function: structural constituent of nuclear pore.
AUGGAAGCGCGUAAAUCCGAUUUCUCAUCUAUAUUGCAGUCGUCCACAAACCUCACCACCCACAUUGCUCCUGGCAUCCCACAAAUCAAUCUCAAUCUCAACCAGAUUCAUACGCAAUCAAAGACAUUACGUGAAAAGACUCGUGCUUCUCAACGCACAAAUGCUGCGGCCCCACAGGAUGUCAAAGUCACAAGGCUAUUCGCCGAAACCGGCGUCAGCUUCAACUCGGAACGAGUCCAACAUGCCCUCUCCCAAAUAUCCGCUGCUGCCCAAAUAGUAGAACCUGCAAGCAUAGUAGGUGAUACCGAUGUAGAAGGCUAUCUGGCGGAUCAAUUGGAAAAGAGCAUCUAUCGAACUGUAGAAAGAACUCGCAUAAAGACUCAAAAGGACUUUGAUGCCCGCAUGGAUGCUACGUUCCAACGUGUAUGGGCCGAACAAAAGAGACUCAUUCUCGAAGACAUAUCUAGUAAUGGUACCGACAUGACAGGAAUCAUGGCUGGUGGUGCUACUCCAGUCAAGAGUUGGGCUGGUGGAAUGGCUGCCGGAAAGACUCCUGCUUCCAUGUCCAUGACUCCUGCCGGUGCUAUGGGUGGAAUGGCAACAACAGGCAAUAUGAUGAACAUAAAUAAUACACCCCUCCCUCCUCAACUAAACCUCAACCAACAAGCGAAACUACGACAAUACGCGAAUGUAGUAGCAUCCAUAAACAACUCACGAAUCAAAGACGACCCAUACAAAGCCAUGACCACAUUUAGAGAAGUCGCCUCCAAAGUAAACGUAACAAACGAUAUCGCUCAAAAACAACUGGGAGACUGUUGGAGCUACUUGAUCAAAGUAUUCGAAUCUGGAGGACCUAGUGCCAUCACACGACAAGAAGAACAAAUCAAACCAGAAUCUAGUCUUAUAUUUAGAGCAUGGCUUGUACGUAAAGGUAGAGAAUAUUUACAGGAACAAAUGUGGGCUCAUGUACAACUAGAUGUACAACGUAUGAGAGCACCACUCGGCGCAUUGCCACCUCCAGAAAAAGUAGUAGCUGCAUGGGUUAAGAGCAUAUUAUAUAGAUUCAACAAAUGGACUGCAUCACCUCCACUCGUAGUAGUCAACGAUACUCCAAUCUGGGCGCAAGUUUUCUACUUGGUACGAACAGGGCAUACAGCUCAAGCCCUCGCAUUUGUAGAAACUCGCCAAAACGAAUUCGAAAAUGAAUUUGUAACGGCAUUCAAAGCAUGGGUUGAAUCUCCAGAUCGUCGCAUAUCACGUCCUAUGAGAGACCUCAUCACAUCUGUUUGGAGCACACGAUUCGCAAAGCCAGCUGUACCCGAAGACCCAUAUAAAGUAGCUCUAUUCAAACUACUAGGUCGGUGUGAAUUAUCGAAAAAGAACCCAGGUCAAGAAGUCGCUUCAAACGCUGAAGACUAUCUAUGGUAUCAACUAUGUCUAGUGCAAGAAGACACUACAGACUUGGCACCACCUGAAAAGUACACUAUAAGAGACGUUGCCAAACAUUUGAUGGGCUUUGGAUCUCAACAUUUCGCUCCUCCUGGUAAACCACCGACUAUAUGGUUCCAGAUACUCUUGUUGUGUGGUGAAUUCGAGCGAGCUGUAGAGCAUUUGGCUGCUCAUCCUGAUUACGGUGUUGAAGGAAUUCAUUUUGCUAUUGCUUUGGCAUAUCAUCAGGCACUCAGAGUUCCAGAAUCUCCUUAUGCUGCGGAUGUUGGGUUGGAGAUGUGUGUCAUUCGUCAAGGAGCACACUAUGAAGUCGUGUACUUGAACUUCGUCAGGCUCUUACAAUCAUACGUGAAAUUCUUUGCAAAGAGUGAUCCAGCAGAUGCCGUCAACUAUUACAACCUCAUUGGACUAUAUGCAGCACCGUUAGGAGAGGCCACUCUCUACCCAACCCCACGAGGCCCAGGCUCAGGUGCAACACCAGGCUCCCGCCAAACAACAAACACAUCAAUCCCAUCAUCACGAGAUUACGCACGAGCACUAUAUAAUAUACUCAUAGAUUUGAUCCUUGCAACUCGAGACUUCAAGACUCUAAUCGGCGAAUCACGACCAGAUGGUACACGAUCCGAUAGUGUUAUUUCCAAAUCCCUAUCCGUAAUCCACAUAAAAUCCCAAGAAGAAUUCUCGGCCCGUCUCGUUCGCCCUGCUGCUGAAAGAGCUGAGAAGGAAGGAAGAUGGGAAGAUGCACUAAAGCUACGUGAUUUGGCUGGUGAUUAUGAUGAUGUAGUUGGAUUAUUGAUUUCGAAAUUGGGUGAUGGGUUGAUGAUGAGGGCUUCUACGGCUCCUUUCGUGAUGUUGCAAGAAGGUGGAGCUGCGUCUCCUCUUACGGUUGUAACGGCGCCCAAGGAGGUCGAAGAGGCAGUCAAGAAUGCUGAAAGUUUGGCAGAUUACUAUAAAAAGAGACCCAAUACUGCAUCCAAGAUAUCAGAUGCUCGACAAUCUACACUCAGGAUCUUGUUGGACUUGCACAAGUUCUAUAGAGCCUAUGAGGCCGCUCAACCAGAGGCAAGCGAUCAAUACCACCCUCUGCGCAUCCUCCCAACAACACCCGACGUAACCUCAACCCAACAAAAGGCCGAACAAGCCAAAGCACUUGAUGCAUCCAUUAUGAAAUCCUUUGCAUAUAUUAUUUUGCAUACAAUGGGAUGUCUCUACUUGCUAUACACUGCUGCUGUGUCACAAAUGUAUGUAGAUGCUGCACGAGAAGAACGAAUUCGAGAAUUCAAGGCCCGAUCAAAAGCUAUUGCACUCUUCACUGGUGUAUUGCAGUUUAGAAUGGCUGCUGAUGCGUACUCAAGGCUUAUGAGGUUUGUUGUGUAUAUGGAGUAA